GACAACUAAAAUGAAGCACAUAAUUCUCUGUACUCAUUUCUUUCUAAUGGUCUUAGGUUUUGGCCAGGCCCAAGAAUGUGCAGUGGCUCCAGCUGACAGAGUGGACUGCGGGUAUCCAACGAUUACUGAGGCUGACUGUAAAGCAAAGAGUUGCUGCUUUGAUUCCAGUAUCAUUAAUGUUAUAUGGUGCUUCUACACAGCCUCAGAAGGUCCACUCAAGAAACUGGAAUGCAGUGGGGAUCCUUAUAAGAGAAAAGACUGUGGAUUUCCAGGAAUAACAGAGAAGCAAUGCAAGCAAAAUGGAUGCUGUUUUGAUCCUAGUAUUGUUGGAGUUAAAUGGUGCUACACACGUACAGCUUCAACAACAACUACUCCAGCUGCAACAACUACUGAAGCUACAACAACUACUAAAGGUAAGGGUUAUGCAUAA
This is a messenger RNA of Xenopus laevis (African clawed frog), 430 nucleotides long. It is a transcript of the gene tff3.4.S, whose product is annotated as integumentary mucin A.1-like. The coding region runs from base 11 to 430 and encodes 139 amino acids. The transcript is spliced from 6 exons. Lineage: Eukaryota; Metazoa; Chordata; Amphibia; Anura; Pipidae. The record is from RefSeq and is a predicted model, not a curated record.